UCUGGCCCCAGUUCGUUUCCUGACUCGGUGAACCUGACAGCCACCGACCGUGCAGACGAGGACCAAAGACCGUUGGGGGUUGCAGUCAUGUCGGCAGCUGCUCCGGGGACCAGCAAGACGGGACACAGCGAUGUGGUCCAGAAGAAGAAGAAGGGACCCGGUGCCCUGGCCACGGCUUACCUGGUCAUUUAUAACGUUGUUAUGACAGCGGGGUGGCUGGUGAUAGCUGUGGGUCUGGUCAGAGCUUACCUGGCCAGAGGAAGCUACCAUGGGCUUUACUACUCCAUAGAGAAGCCCCUGAAGUUCUUUCAAACCGGAGCUUUGCUGGAGAUUCUACACUGUGCUGUCGGGAUCGUACCGUCCUCUGUAGUCCUGACUGGAUUCCAGGUCAUGUCCAGAGUAUUUCUCACCUGGGCCGUCACACACAGCGUCAGGGAGGUGCAGAGCGAGGACAGCGUGCUGCUGUUUGUCACAGCCUGGACCGUCACAGAGAUCAUCCGCUACUCCUUCUACACCUUCAGCCUGCUCAACCACCUGCCAUACCUCAUCAAAUGGGCAAGGUACACCUUUUUUUUCGCGCUGUAUCCCAUGGGGGUGACCGGGGAACUGCUGACCAUCUAUGCAGCGCUGCCGUUCGUGCAGAAGACGGGCCUGUACUCCAUCACUCUACCCAACAAGUACAACUUCUCCUUCGACUACUACACCUUCCUCAUCCUCACAAUGAUCUCCUACAUUCCCCUGUUCCCCCAGCUUUACUUCCACAUGAUACGGCAGAGGAAGAAGGUGCUGGGCCACGUAGACGACUACAGCAAAGUGGAGUGAGCAAAUCAGCUUCGAGACGGAUCUGAUGGAGGGAAAAGAAAAACCAAAACAAACAACAGAAGAGGAUCGAGAAGAAAAAAAAAAACACAUCUGCUUAUAUCUCAGCCAAUUCUCAAACUGCCAGAACUGAACCUAGCAGAAGAUCCAAUUAUCAAGCAACUUUUUUUUCUUUCUUUUUUUUCUCAAAAACUGUUGUCCGGGUUCAAGAACAAACGGGUGUUAUUUUAUGUCGUUGUUGUUUUUAUUUAUGAACAAACUUUCUUAGUGUAGUCAGAGAGGCUGAACCUGUAAAGAGCCGCUGUCUGAGCAGUGAGCAGAAUUGAACCAUGCACUGAUAGCAUAACCUCUGAUUAAAACAUCCUCAUAGAGAACUCCUGAUAGAUCUGUCACCUUUUCAUGCCUCCUCUUUUUUUUUUUUUUUAACCAGCAGCUUUGGUUUAAUUUAAUGUAGAAAGAAACAUGACUGGACCAGGACUGAGACGAGGUUGUCUGUAGGUUUAGCACCUACUUUGUGUUUGUAGUUUCUUUUUUUGUCUUCAUUCAUUACAGACCACAGUUUGAUUACAUUCCUACUUAAGUUCAAUAAACAUUUUUUUUCUUGUCUGCA
Molecule: messenger RNA, 1429 nt
Organism: Labrus bergylta (ballan wrasse)
Lineage: Eukaryota; Metazoa; Chordata; Actinopteri; Labriformes; Labridae
Source: RefSeq, a predicted model, not a curated record